CAGUCGGUUGUGCGAGUGCGCAUGGCCCUUUAAGAAGCACAGGCGCCACAGCUAUGAUGAAACCACGGUAUGUGGGAUUAUGCAGAGAAUGGAGGAGAAAGCGCUUGUGUGGUGGCACAAUUUGGGUUGAUUAUAGAGCCUUUGCCCUUUGACUCGGGGUGGAUCUGUUUGCAGGAGGCAGUUCCUGAUCUCGCGCAAGCAAUUGGCUGUGGUUGAACUUGUGCAUGUGUGUAUUUUCGCUAACCUCUUUCUCUCCAUGCAUUUUAAAUACAAAAAUGCAGGCGUGUGAGUACAGGGAACUAGUCACAGCGCGGCUUUCACCGUGUUUGAAGAUUGACAAGGCCAUUCAUUAGAUAUAGACACUCCACUGCAGCGGGUCCGGCAAGGAUCGUACUGUCAAGCGCAACAUUCUGAACCGAGUCAGAGAACGCAGUGGAGCUUUUCCUACAGCGGUGGAUCGGUGAAGAGGGCAUAGUCACACAUCACGGGAACAUGGGAGAAAAGAGGAUCUCGCGCUGGUAUUUCGGAGGCAUCGCCUCUUGCGGCGCCGCCUGCUGCACGCACCCACUGGACCUUGUCAAGGUGCACCUGCAGACACAGCAGGAGGUGAAGAUGAGGAUGGUGGGGAUGGCCAUGCAAGUGGUCCGGAACGAUGGCUUUCUGGCACUGUACAAUGGGCUCAGCGCCUCCCUCUGCAGGCAGAUGUCCUACUCCCUUACACGGUUUGCCAUAUACGAGACUGUGCGGGACAUGAUGGGCGGGGCCAAGCAAGGCCCCAUGCCGUUCUACCAGAAAGUUCUGUUGGGUGCCUUUGGAGGGUUUACCGGCGGCUUCAUUGGGACUCCUGCGGACAUGGUGAACGUCAGAAUGCAGAAUGAUAUGAAGCUGCCACCGGAACUGAGGAGAAACUACGCCCACGCAUUGGACGGUCUGUUCAGAGUCUGGAGAGAGGAGGGCAUUCGGAGACUGUUUUCUGGAGCCACAAUGGCCUCCAGCAGAGGGGCUCUGGUCACCGUGGGACAGCUCUCUUGUUAUGACCAGGCCAAACAGCUUGUCCUGGGCACUGGCUUCAUGUCUGACAACAUUUUCACCCACUUCCUGUCCAGCUUCAUCGCAGGAGGUUGUGCCACUGUUCUCUGUCAGCCUCUGGACGUGCUGAAGACGAGGCUCAUGAACUCUAAAGGAGAAUACAGCGGGGUGGCACACUGCAUGAAGGAGACUGCAAAACUGGGACCCCUGGCCUUCUAUAAGGGUCUUGUUCCAGCUGGAAUUCGACUGAUCCCUCACACGGUGCUGACCUUCAUCUUCCUGGAACAGCUGCGCAAUAACUUUGGCAUCAUCAUCGUCUCCUAAGCACGAGCAGUGCCCCGCCCAACAUUGCCCUCUGAUUGUUCAAGUUGCGUCUGGGACAGCAGUGACCACGCCAAUUUCCCCUGUCCUGCCCCUCCCUGCACUGGAUGUCCCACUAAAGUGGAUGUCCACAUUUGGACUGAAUACAAAAAAUACGUUCAGGCCCAAUACAGUCACACACACACACACCAAAAAACACACAUGCAGGCACACACUCCGCUCCCACCCGCACGCGCACACACUGGCUCCUCCCACAGACCGAGUCCAUGAGCCCUCUGUUUCCCAGACUCGUCAGCUGGAAAAAGCGUUGGGUUCUUUGCCUGCAUGUGGAGGUGUGGAGGUGUGUGGGGGAGAUCUCCCUCUCUCUCCUGCUCAUUCCAGUAAUCCUGUACUGUGAACCCCCCCCCCCUCGGGUAGAGAGGAGUUCAUUCAUCCUGCUAGAGUGUGAGCUUGUGCAUUAUCCGAUUCGCACGUCUGCCCCAUUAAACGGCCGCCAAUGCUAGGCGCACUGCGCUGAAAUGGUCAGAAGCUUACGGUCCGACGAUGACCAAAAGAGCCUCAACAUGGAACCGGCUGCCAUUUUGUGUCUCUUCAGCACCGGCGUCGCCGCGGCAGCAGAGCUCUUAUUUCUGUCCGGUCGCUUCUGUGGGACUGACGGCAUGUUACGCAGCGCUGAGACCAGGCCUCCGCCUCGGACCGCUUUUUAAAAAGCGCUGUCCUGGCCGCGUGGUCCCUACGCAGGAAGAGGGAAUAUGGUGUAACACCGAUGACCACACCACGACCCCCCACCCCUACCCCCCCCCCCCCCACACACACAUUCCUUCUGCUUCCUCUUGCGCUCUUAGAGGAUCUUCCGAAAUUGUGUGUUGCAUCAUGGCGAACAUGUGGUCCAAGUUGUGACUGUGAGACCAGAUUUAACCUGGAGAGUAGGGACGCACAGCUUAUAACCUUCUAGAGCCAGGGGUGCUGUGUGUGUGUGGGUGUGUGUGUGUGUGCCCGUGUAUGUGAAUUUUCUGCAGAGGCAGAAGCUGAUUUCAAUCGAGGAAACACUUUAUUUUGUGUGUGUGUUUGUGUGUGUGUGUGUGUGUGUGUGUGUGUGUGUGUGUGUGUGUGUGUGUGUGUGUGUGUGUGUGUGUGUGUGUGUGUGUGUGUGUGAGACACGAGAGAGAGAUUGGAAAUGAAGCAGUGUUGUAAUGGUCACACACAAACACAGUGCAUCCUAUACCCGAAGCAAAGAUAACUAUCUUAAACAAUUAUUGCACUAAAUGAAGAUUUCAAAAAAAUUAAUAAUUCCAGAGUAAUUCCAUCAGUCCCUCAGUUUUCUCCUAUGCCCUUGUUAUACUUUGGCCAGUAGAGGGCAGUAUGACACUGCAAGUCGUGUGUGCGUGUAUGUGCAGUUUGCAUUUUCUGCAGAUUUCAGUAGAGGAGGAAACACUGUAUUUUGUGUUUAUGCUACAAUGGCACAAUGCUCUUAACUAAAGCCUGUUUUUUGCUGUUAUUUUUAUGGACCACUUGUUAUUCUUACAGAAGAGACAGACUCCACAAAGUUUUAUUUUGCAAGAAACUGCAAUGGUUUUCAUUUAAAAAAAAUUUUUAUUUUAAAUAACCUUCAUCAUAAAAAUCAUAAUGUGACAUACUAAGGAAGUUGCUCUAAUAGCUGUAAUAUAAUUUAGUUUUACAAACAGGGUGUAGUACUUGAAAUGGAGCAAUUGUCCGCAGUAUAUGACUGGAUAUAUUUUCACAAUAUAUAGAAUUUUUGUUCUUUGAAAAUUGGGGUACUUUUCUUAAUAUAAUUAUGGAGUCCAGAGCAGAGUAGAUACCAGACAGUCCUUAAUUUUAAAGCUGCUGUUAUUAGAUUGUAGUUCCUGUGGAUUUUCUCCAGGAGUUUUUAGAGCAUACACCUAGGCCUUGUGUCCCAGUGGCGACACAAAUUUAUUUGUCAUUUCCUGUUUAGUUGCACAGAUGAUUAUUUUUUUUGUUCAAUAUUAACCGAUUUUGAAAUGCUUUGUCGUGUGAAAUUGUUAUUUGAAGCUCUGUCACCAGGUCUUGUGAGAGGGUGCUGUUAUGACUAGACUCAAGUGCACUGCAUAGUGACAGAUGGGCAUUUGGAGUAGUGUUCAGUUUUUCAGUAUCUCCUACUUUAUGCAAGUUUUAAAAAAAGUCUUCUUGACCAAAAAAGUGACACCAUUUCCAAAUUAGAGCAAUGCAAUAUUGAGGUACUACAUUCUUUGAAAUCCAGUGAAAAUCAAUAUGUAAUUUAAUCAGAUAAAUGUCUUUAUGAGUGCACCUGUGUGUGCACGGUUGCAUGCAUGCGCACAAGUGUGUGUUUGAGCACGUAUGUGCUGACUUGGUCUUCACACUUAUGCUGCUCUUACAUCCUGCAAGUUCCCGUUGGGUCUAAAUGUGUUGUGGCGGCUGCACCAGGGUAUAGCAGAUCUGAAUGAUUAAUGGGGACUCCACCAGGGUAUACCAGGUCUGAAUGAUUUAUGGGGACUAGACCAGGGUAUACCAGGUCUGAAUGAUUUAUGGGGACUAGACCAGGAUAUACCAGGUCUGAAUGCUUUAUGAGGACUCUACGGAGGGUCCAAUCUGUAGGUCACAUGAUCACCACUACAAGUAAAGUGUUCUCCACACUUGAGUGCAACCAAUGCAUAAAAAUGGUGUGCUGAAUAUCAAGAAGAAAUCUCAACUCUGAAGAUAAUUAAUGCAGAAAAAAAUUAUGCAAUUAAAGUACUAAUGAAAAACUG
Messenger RNA from Anguilla rostrata (American eel), 4097 nucleotides. RefSeq names its product mitochondrial dicarboxylate carrier-like. The record is from RefSeq and is a predicted model, not a curated record. The transcript has 11 exons. Gene Ontology annotation, molecular function: antiporter activity; oxaloacetate transmembrane transporter activity; sulfate transmembrane transporter activity. NCBI's taxonomy places the organism in Eukaryota, Metazoa, Chordata, Actinopteri, Anguilliformes, Anguillidae. Bases 493 to 1353 code for a protein of 286 amino acids. Gene Ontology annotation, biological process: malate transmembrane transport; succinate transmembrane transport; phosphate ion transmembrane transport.